AUGGGUGUCACGGCUCCAUCCAAGCCCCAAGUAGCACUGGCAUUGGCUGUGGUCAAGCAGAAACCACCAGACAAAGACCUCAGAGAAUAUGUUUUAGAAAUCCGACGCUUCAUCAAAAGUUCCAAGGAAAUGGGCCAUGAUGGCUCGCUAGACAAGUUCUUCGACAGCGUCUCCUUCUGGCAACAAGCAUACACACAGUCAGAGGCAAGACAAAUCAAGCUUCAUGACCAAGUACAUGACCUACAGCAGAAGAUUGAGGAUCUCAGAGCGAAACUGCGAGCCAAGGAUGCUGAUGGCACCGAGGUCUCACAGAUCAACAAACGCAAGGCACGUCCGCCUCGCACCAAUAGGGACAGAGGAUGCCCAAAUGGGACUACAAAGCGGGCAAAGAUACCAGGUAGCCUGAAUCCAAGAUGUCGCCGGAGAGUUGAUGAUGAAUCAGGCGAUGAAAAUGAGGGCCCAGCAUUGUGUGUCAGCAGACAAUUGUAUACACUGCAAAAGGCUCUUCAGAAAAGACCAAACUCCGAUUCUUCCCUCGCAGCUCUAGCUACCGCGGCGGUGAUCCUUUGCAAAUCCGCAGAACAGCAAUUGAUAUCAACCGUCCAAAGCAGCAGCACAAUGAUCCAAAAAUGUUCAUCCCAGAUGGAGCCCGAGAAGUCAAAUGUACCAGAUACCGACACUGUCAUCAAUGGAGUGACGUUGGCUUUUCAUCUCGUGCACAAGGCAUUGCAGAAGCUUACCGAAAACGACAAAAGCAGGCAACACAACGCUCAGGUUAUCUACUACUUGGUAGGCUUGUUUGAGUCUAGCAUGACUGCUCUCACUUUGCAUUGCACUUCCAUCUCCACCAACGAAAACCAGGCCAAGAAAGAACAAUUCAGCCUCACUGAGAGUCAAUUAGCAUCUCAUCUCGCAGACCUACUUUGCAAAAUGGCGCUUGCUCUGGAUCUGACUCGCAUCGGAGACCAAGAUAUCAUGGAAGGAUUCUUCUUCCUUGUCCUUCGGCGUAUCGGGCAAAUGCUAGCCCUUCACGUCUUCCAUGAAAUCAGACUUCCUAUGAAUGUUUGUCCCGCAAUGAAAUACCCGGAAGGACUCGAAGCGAUGACAGACGAGGGUCUGAUGCCGAGUCAAGCGCAAAUUGAAACCCGAUAUCUUAUCCGGCUGUUGGACAAAAUGCUUGAUACCAAGUACCAACUAUCACCAAAAGCACUGGCUUCGUAUCAAUUUAUUCAAAACGUCAAGGAUCGUUUGCAAAAGACUCUUCUCCGCGCAGUUUUCGGACCCGAUGAUCGUAUGUUCCGUGAGAUCCUAUUACGCCCGCAGACCCCACCUCCACUUGACGGCUUGCCGAUGGAACAAGAGAAGUUCGUCGACUGGAUGACGCAGGAGCUGUGGCGACUAGUCGGUUGGGAUGUCUUGAGAUCGGUGUUCGCUUCGAAAUAA
This is a messenger RNA of Penicillium olsonii, 1443 nucleotides long. Lineage: Eukaryota; Fungi; Ascomycota; Eurotiomycetes; Eurotiales; Aspergillaceae. The record is from the annotation of a GenBank genome assembly.